AGGGCGCAAUGUCUGCUUGUCCCCGUCAUCCUGAUUACACGAAGAAGACAUGCUCGUUCGUGAUUGGUUCUCCAAAGGCCAUGCUUGCCCGUCAGUGACAUGUUCUCAUUAUAUUCAUGGUGGUACUCGUAUUUUUGUUAUUAACACGACAUAACGCUGAAACACGUAGAGCAACCAACGAGAAGUCCGCUCGAAGCCAAAAUGGACACAGGUAAGUAUUGCAUACUUCAGCAACUCCAGCCGUUUGUUUGAAAUGUAUUUCUCUUUAGGCAACAAAGUGUGGUCCAGUGAAAAUCUGUCGAAGCUUGUGAGUGCGAUGAAGAAGAACAUCUUAGACUCUGACCGAAUGAAAACGUUUUCCCAAGGCGUCAAGUCGCUGGACUGGGGAAAAGUGGCAUUCCCUCCCUUUUCACCUGAAGAUUGCCGAGAUAAAUGGAGAGUUGUAGCGCACAAUAUGCGCAAGUUUCGAACACUCGCAGAGCUUCUUGAUGAAGCUGCAGAUGAACUUUCAAAUACACCCAGACUGGUUCAUUCAAAGCGCCCAAAGAAACCUGGUCAUCCAAGCAUCAUUUUUUACCAUGAGAACAUGUACAAAUAUCAUGAGCAGCACCCAAGGUUGACUCGCAAAAUGCUCUUCAAAUUAAUCACAGACAAAUACAAAACCCUGACAAAAGAAGAAAAAUCCCCAUAUGUGGCAAAGUACCAGCGUGCGUUUGCACAAUACAAGAGGAAGUUAAGGGAUGAGGAGAGGAAGCGAAAAGGACAAAGUUUGGAGGAAUCCACAGGGGACCCCCAGCCUCCAAAGCCCCCCAUAAGCGGUUAUCAAUUAUUCUGCAAGGAGCAGCUGCGGUCCAUGGAGGACGUUACCAAAAAGUCCUACAUGGUUGAGUGCGCCAAACGCUGGCGUGAGUUGACAGACGACAAGAAGAGCAGCUUCAGCACGCGCUGCGAAACGAUGAAGAGAGAUUACGCGCAGAAGAUGACGCACUAUCGUUUGAGUCGUCAAGGCCCUGACAGACACAACGCGGAUACAAGACCCUCAGAUUCUGAAGAUGAAGACAUUGAGGAUAGCAGCAGCGAUGAAGAGGAACAGUAUUUGGAUUACAAUGAGGAGUUUGAUGAUGAGGACGUCGGUGACAUUUGCUUUAAUGUGUUUUAGAUGGACAGAGCUCUCCUUUCAUGUGAAAUGUUAAACUUUGGAUUUUAUUCGGAUGAUGAAUUAAUGAAUGUUUUCAAAAUGCCAGCAGAGACAAUGUUAUUAAUUGCCUCUGUGUGUCUCUACUGUGUUUAUCUGCACUUGGAUGCAUUUAAAUUGUGUGUAAUAAAGUAUUUAAAUACUUUGGAAAAAA
Syngnathus typhle (broad-nosed pipefish) is the source of this 1349-nucleotide messenger RNA. RefSeq names its product upstream-binding factor 1-like protein 1. The transcript is spliced from 11 exons. Lineage: Eukaryota; Metazoa; Chordata; Actinopteri; Syngnathiformes; Syngnathidae. The record is from RefSeq and is a predicted model, not a curated record. The coding region runs from base 254 to 1159 and encodes 301 amino acids.